Messenger RNA from Botrytis fragariae, 946 nucleotides. Its product is annotated as putative multiprotein-bridging factor 1 protein. NCBI's taxonomy places the organism in Eukaryota, Fungi, Ascomycota, Leotiomycetes, Helotiales, Sclerotiniaceae. Gene Ontology annotation, molecular function: DNA binding. The transcript has 2 exons. Gene Ontology annotation, cellular component: nucleus. The record is from RefSeq and is a predicted model, not a curated record. Bases 105 to 716 code for a protein of 203 amino acids.
CAAAUACCCUCGAUAAAUUUCCGGAAUUCCUUUACUUUCAAUUAAACAUCCCAUCCUUUCAAGCAACACUUUUUAAUCAAAAACCCACAUAAAAAUCAAUCACCAUGGAUGACUGGGAGUCAACUACAAAGAUUGGAAAGAAUGUUCGUGGAGGAGCUGGCGCAAACAGAGAGACUGUCAUCAGAGGAGCUGCUGCAUUGAAUGCUGCUAAGAGAAGUGGAGGAGCUAUUACUACUGAGAAGAAAUUUGCUUCCGGUAAUGCUGGCUCUUCAGGAGAAGGUCAACAUCUCACCAAAGUCGAUCGCUCCGAUGAAAUCAUUAAGCCAAAGACCGUUGGUAUGGAAGUAGCCCGAGCCAUCCAAGAUGGGCGCAAGGCCAAAAACAUCAAAACCCAAGCCGACCUCGCCAAAUUAUGCAACACUACCCCAAAGAUUGUCAACGACAUGGAAAGAGGUGUCGCCACUCCUGAUCAAAAAGUUUUGAACAAUAUGGAACGUGUUUUGGGUAUUAAGUUGCGUGGAAAUGAUAUUGGAGGUUCCAAGUUUGGAGGACCAAAGAAAAAUGCUACACCUGCUCCUGCAGCAAAGGCAGCACCCGUUAAGACUACAAUUAAGAUUGUUCCUCCUACGGCUGGGCCACCGAGUGCGAAGAGUGGAACUCCUGUUUCUGGUACCCCUAAGACUGGUACUCCAGGUGGAGCGGAUGAUGAUGAGUAAAUGCGGAUAGUGUGAUGAUGUUAUAAGGGGGCGAGUCCUAGCAAUGAGUAUUGGUGGACGGUAGAUGGUGAAUGGUAGCUACUUCAAGCUAUGGAGUUUAUGAAUAGAUGAGAUGCAUGAAAGAAUAAAUGAAAGCAUUAGAUAUCAAGAGGUUUUCAUUGCGUUGGAUUUCAAUGUUAUUAUACCUGGCGAUUAUGGUCCAUCAGAGUAGAUAAAUCAUUUACUCAAUU